Messenger RNA from Cydia strobilella, 4092 nucleotides. RefSeq names its product serine proteinase stubble-like (gene Sb). Gene Ontology annotation, molecular function: serine-type endopeptidase activity. NCBI's taxonomy places the organism in Eukaryota, Metazoa, Arthropoda, Insecta, Lepidoptera, Tortricidae. The transcript is spliced from 10 exons. Bases 253 to 1938 code for a protein of 561 amino acids. Gene Ontology annotation, biological process: proteolysis. The record is from RefSeq and is a predicted model, not a curated record.
AGGUGUAUCAAGCGCUUUAGUAAACUCGUCUCAUAAAACUGCAAGGUGCGUUCAUUUCACCGGCGCGAGCGCCGCCAGUCUCGCUGCAGCCGUCCUCGUUCGCGCACGCGCAGUACUCCCGAUCAGUGGCCUGUGACAGUGACAUGGUUUUGUGCUUUGAACGGAUUUAGUUACGUUGUUUUUAUUAACACGGUGCGUGUGUAGCAGGCGCGCCGCGUGCGGUGAUGCGCCGCGAGCGCCCGGGACCGACACAUGAAUGCCCGCGCACCAGGUGUGCUUGUGAUGACAUGGUGGUGGGCGCUCGCGCUGUUGGCGCUGGCGCCGCCCGCCCGCCCCGCGCCCCGGGCGGGCAACGGUGAGCAAUUUUACAGUUACCAAAUGUCGCGCAAGGUGUGCACAGCGGGCGGGGCGCGCGGCGCGUGCAUGUGGGUGCAGGAGUGCAACAGAGCGGGCGGCACGCACGCGGGGGUGUGUGUCGAUGGCUUUAUGUUCGGGAGCUGCUGUAUGCUGCCGGACAGGCCUGUUGUCGAUACACAGAGCCCAGUUACGGUCACGGAGAAACCGUAUUCAACGCCAUCUAGCAGCCGAAGCACGACCACGCUUCCCCCCGAGACGACGCACACGAUGGCUCGGCCUAACUGGCAGACCCAGCGCCCGUCGUUCAUGACAAAACCGAUAGAUGGCGCGCCAACUUCCUACAGCUACCGGCCGCCAGAAAUCCACCCUUCAUUAGGAAAUUUAGAUUCAAGUAGCGAACAAAAUAGUGAUAUAGUUAAUAAAAUAAAUUAUAACAGUGUAAAUAAGUACCAAAAUGUAAAUAGGCCGAGCGAAGUGGAAACUAGUCCCCACAACAAGAUUUCGUCUAGUCUUAGUAAUAUACUGAGUGGCGCGCGCCCUAUGGCCGUGUCCGACCAACACAAUGAGAACAGCAUCUCUGCAGCCCAAUUCAUGUCGCGCCCAAGCAACGCGAACACCGUCCACUGGCAGGCGACAACGCAACCCUCGUUCGUGACGAAACCGCGGCCAUCUUGGGAGAAGCCGGCCAAGCCGAAACCGACCAAGAAGUUCACGACCACAGCUAAGCCGCAUAAGAAGAAGGACCAGAAUAAACCAGAGACAACGCAGGCGCCGUCGACUACGGCUGCCACUAACAGUCUUGAAUGCGGCGUCACAGCAAUGUGGCCGCGCCCAGAGAUGAGGAUAAUGGGCGGCAAGGACUCCAACUUCGGGCGGUGGCCGUGGCAGGUCUCGGUGCGGAGGACGUCCUUCUUCAGCUUCUCAUCGACGCACAGAUGUGGUGGAGCCAUCAUCAAUGAGGGCUGGAUUGCUACUGCUGGCCAUUGCGUUGAUGACCUCCUAACGUCCCAAAUCCGAAUACGAGUUGGCGAAUACGACUUCUCCUCAGUAUCCGAGCAAUUCCCCUUUGUGGAGCAAGGCGUGGCCCGGAAAUCCGUCCAUCCAAAAUACAACUUCUUCACCUACGAAUAUGACCUGGCUCUGGUCAAACUGGAGUCAACGUUGGUGUUCGCGCCGCAUAUCUCGCCAAUUUGUUUGCCGGCGACUGAUGAUUUGCUGGUGGGGGAGAAUGCGACGGUGACGGGCUGGGGAAGGUUAUCGGAGGGUGGAGUGCUGCCGUCUAUUUUGCAAGAGGUCCAAGUGCCAAUAGUAUCGAACGACCGCUGCAAGUCCAUGUUCCUGCGAGCUGGCAGACACGAGUUUAUUCCUGACAUCUUCCUCUGCGCCGGUCACGAGCGAGGGGGACACGACUCCUGCCAGGGGGAUUCAGGGGGACCACUACAGGUGAAAGGCAAGGACCAGCGGUACUUCCUAGCCGGCAUAAUAAGUUGGGGCAUCGGGUGCGGCGAGGCGAACCUCCCCGGGGUCUGCACCAGGAUCUCCAAGUUCGUGCCCUGGAUCCUUCAGACCGUGAACUCUUAGGCCCGGUGCGAACGGGACGUCGCUAUACACGUGCUGUGAGAGGGACUCACAAGGUAUCGGUGUGAUAACCGGGUUAGUUUGAGAACCAAUUAAAACUUCGCCAGGUGCGGUGUUUGAAGCGAAGCGGACUUUUAAAAAGAAUUUACCUAAUAGUAGGUAUUGGAAUUGUUGAAAAACCUUAGGUACGUAUGUUGUUUGGACUUCAAUUUGAAAACCCAGGUUCACUGAUUAAAUAGCGAAUUCUGACAGCGGAAUACGAAAGGUUAAGUUUGUUUCUAUAUCCCAGAUGCGUUGUGUUGCCUGAUGUUUCUUGUAUUUCAUAAACAGUACUAAAUAUUUCGUGUAUUUAACUACAGCUGGCUUUAGUAAGUAUCUCGGAUAUGGAAACAGAACUUAGGUGAAUAAUUUUUGAAGAAUAAUGAAACAGGGUAGAAAGAAGUGAGAUAAAACUCUUUAGAAGAGAUUUUGCUGUUAUUUGACGAUACUUUGAAAGAAAUUUUCAAAAUGAGAAUAUUGUAUCCAUUGUAAAAUUAGACAUUAAAAACACGCCUAGAAUUCAUGUUUAACAGGUAUUUUAGGAAAUAAAACAUGGAAGAAAUACAACUUACUCAAAAUGACGAUGAAAUACGCUGAAAGCGUUUCCUGACGCAAAAAUACAAAAGGAAUUGACGAAACGAAAAGCGAAUGUGCAGUGCUAAGUUACCUUCAAAAAUGUUGAUUUGAUUCAACGUUUUGUGAGGCGUUUUAUAGUCUUCUAUAUAUCGAUCUCGACUUUUGAAGAUACACAAGAUUUUAAUAAGUAAAAGGAUCUUCUGCAUUUUCGAAGCUUGAGAUUGGAAAGAGCUGACGGUUAUCGUUUCUGCGAUACUGUUUGAGACUGCUUGCUUAAGUCCAAACUUAAAAAAAGUCUGUAAAGUCACUAGAAAGUCUGGAAACACAUUAAUAGAUUAUAUACAAGUAAACUUAUUAAAAUAAGACUUAUUCUAAUUUAACCUUGAUGUUAGUCAAGUUCAAAAUGAAGAACUUUCGUAUUUUAGGUACCAAAGUUAUUUCGUCCUAGACAGGCGAGCAUUAAUUUAAUGUUUAUUUUAGUACUUACUUUCAAUAUUAUUUCGUUAUUGUUUUGAUUUAGUAUCGUUUGUUAAUAAAUUGAUUUCUUCAAGACAUAUUGGGAAAUUGUCGGUCGGUUCGUUAAUUGUAAUAAAAAUAUUUUACAGACGAUAUUUAACUAAGGACUUAAGACGAGCAUCGUCUUUAGCUCUUAAGAGUAAAUUAAUAAGCUUUGGACUAUAAUUAACGCCCUUAUUACUGCUUGUUUUCGAGGCUUUAGUAUUUAUUCCUGGCCUUCAUUAGGAAGAUUAAUUGAAUUAUCUUAGCUAUAACCAGCUUAAAAGUUACAAAAUUAGAUAUUUUGAUCUUGAUUUAUUCCAGAUUUCUGCUAAAAUAUUAAUUUUCCUAAAGUGGACCACGAGCGUUUUGUUAAGUUUUGUGUAAAUAUGUUUAUUAAUUUAUUUAUAAGCUGAAUAAAUUCUAAUAAUAGAAGCAUUUAUUUUAUCCACAUGUAAAUACGUAAAUUAAGAUUUUGUACUCUUGCCUUCGUUUGCAUUAAGUUUUGUUUUUAAUGCAGUAUUACUUUAUACAUUGUUUUUACUUUUUGUAAAUAUGACUCAAAAAUAGAACACAAACUUUUGUAUGAUUUACUUUUAUACUUGGCAUGUAAUAUUAGUGUACUUUUUAUUGUAUAGGUAGUUUUACGCAACUUAUUUACUUAUGUUGUUGAAUAUGAGUUAAUCGACUUUUUGUUGUAACUUGUUCAAUUUUACUUGCUGGAUUGUCUAAUGCCAGAGGCAGCAAAAAGUUGAUUGUCUUUCUUAUGAGUAAACUUAGGUCAAGUGGGGUAAACAGGAAUACAUUUGUUUUUUCUCAGAUAAAAGACAAGUACAUGCUUGUUUACCUCUCUUGAUCUUAAAUGUGAAAAUAGUUAACCAAAACACAAUUUUACGCUACGCUUGAGGAGUAGGUUACGAAUGCUUAAGACGUGAUGUCCUUUUAAGAUACUAUAUUAAUUUUGUUUAAAUAGUUUAUGAUGUUGUUGACUUCAUAUUGUUCAUUUGCACAGUAAAUUUGUUAAUGAUUAAAUAUUGAAAUAAUACA